UCAAAGCGGCCUCGCUGCGGACCCUCACCUCCAUCGUCCACCUGGAGAGGACCCCCAAGCUCAGCAGCAUCAUCGACUGCACCGGCACCGCCUCCUACCACGGCUUCCUCCCCGUCCUCGUCCGCAACUGCAUCCAGGCCAUGAUCGACCCCUCCAUGGAGCCCUAUCCCCACCAGUUCGCCACCGCCCUCUUCUCCUUCCUCUACCACCUGGCCAGCUACGACGCCGGCGGCGAGGCGCUGGUGUCCUGCGGCAUGAUGGAGGCGCUGCUGAAGGUGAUCAAGUUUUUAGGCGACGAGCAGGACCAGAUCACCUUCGUCACGCGCGCCGUGCGGGUGGUGGAUCUCAUCACCAACCUGGACAUGGCGGCCUUCCAGUCGCACAGCGGGCUCUCCAUCUUCAUCUACCGCCUCGAGCACGAGGUGGACCUGUGCCGCCGCGAGUGCCCCUUCGUCAUCAAGCCCAAGGUGCAGCGCCCGGCCGCCGCCGCGCUCCCUGAGGGCGAGGAGAUGGAGACGGACAUGGAGGUGACCGACGUGGCCAUGGAGAGCAGCAGCCCCGGCCCCUCGGCCGCCGCCGCCGAGCCCGCCGUGCCCAGCACCAGCGCCGCCGUGGCCUUGUCCCCACGCAGCGGAGUCCAGUGCAUCCCGCAGCGCGCCGCCCUGCUCAAAUCCAUGCUGAACUUCCUCAAAAAAGCCAUCCAGGACCCGGCUUUUUCCGACGGCAUCCGGCACGUGAUGGACGGCUCGCUGCCCACCUCCCUCAAGCACAUCAUCAGCAACGCCGAGUACUACGGCCCCUCGCUUUUCCUCCUGGCCACCGAGGUGGUGACGGUCUUCGUGUUCCAGGAGCCUUCGCUGCUCUCCUCCCUGCAGGACAACGGCCUGACCGACGUCAUGCUGCACGCGCUGCUCAUCAAGGACGUCCCGGCCACCAGGGAGGUGCUGGGCUCGCUGCCCAACGUCUUCAGCGCGCUGUGCCUCAACGCCCGCGGGCUGCAGUCCUUCGUGCAGUGCCAGCCCUUCGAGCGCCUCUUCAAGGUGCUGCUCUCCCCCGAUUACCUCCCGGCCAUGCGCCGCCGCCGCAGCUCCGACCCCCUCGGUGAGUCCCGGGGGGGUCCCCGUGGCCCCAAAAGGGGCUGGGGUCUGGUGGGGAGGGGGGUGUCGGCUUCAGGAGUCGCGGUUUGGGGGGAGAG
Oxyura jamaicensis (ruddy duck) is the source of this 1195-nucleotide messenger RNA. Its product is annotated as E3 ubiquitin-protein ligase HUWE1-like. The transcript is spliced from 9 exons. Lineage: Eukaryota; Metazoa; Chordata; Aves; Anseriformes; Anatidae. The annotation marks the transcript as partial. The record is from RefSeq and is a predicted model, not a curated record.